Trifolium pratense (red clover) is the source of this 819-nucleotide messenger RNA. Its product is annotated as protein MAIN-LIKE 1-like. The transcript has 3 exons. Lineage: Eukaryota; Viridiplantae; Streptophyta; Magnoliopsida; Fabales; Fabaceae. The coding region runs from base 1 to 819 and encodes 272 amino acids. The record is from RefSeq and is a predicted model, not a curated record.
AUGCCGUUCGAUGAAAUGACAAUUACACUGGAUGAUGUUGCAUGUUUGUUGCAUAUUCCGAUUAGGGGUGACUUUUACACACCGUCAUCGUUCACAGAGGAAGAAGCUGCGACACUUGCAGCUGAUUUGUUGGGUGUCAAUGUUCAGUAUGCGGCCAGAGAGACAAGAAAACAGCGAGGUGUAUAUUUUUCUCAACAAUGGCUAUUUGAUAACUAUAUAAGGCAGUGUUCUGUUAAGAAUUAUGAUUGUGCUGCUAGGUCGUAUUUGUUGUUGUUGGUCGGCUGUACUAUUUGCACUGACAACAGUUUUACACGCGUGGAUGCAAAAUAUCUACCGAUGUUUAGUGUUUUGUCUACAUGUGGUAGAUUUGCUUGGGGUGCUAUUGCGUUGUGUUGGAUUCACGAGUAUUUCCCUACCCUUGGAAGGCGGGCUGAGUCUGGUCUUGACUGUGAUAUUCCUGGUGCGAGUUUACCUCGAGCUAGGCGGUGGAGAGCUGCACUUCCUUUUGACCUGGUGAGUAUGUAUAGUGGAUAUCUGCGUGGCUGCAUGGUAGUUCGUUACUUGCCUGAGAGAUGUAUUAGGCAGUUUGGCUACGUUCAGUAUAUACCACCACCACCAACUUCAGCUCCUGCCAUUGAUGUUAUUGAUAGUGACUGGAUCGGUUAUGACAUCGCUGUUGAUCGGAUCGUUCAGUCGACACGUCCAGCGACAUAUGCUGCUGAGGCUGCAGCUGAUUACUUGCCGUGGUACUAUAUGAUAUCACAUCCUAUAGUAUGUCGCCCUGUUGAUGGACCGCAUGGAGCACAACCAGUUCCAUAG